AUGCUUAUCAAGGUUAAAACAUUGACCGGAAAAGAAAUCGAGCUCGACAUUGAGCCGACUGAUCGCGUUGAGAGAAUAAAAGAGAAGGUAGAGGAGAAAGAAGGCAUCCCACCGCCACAACAAAGGCUUAUCUUCGCUGGAAAGCAGAUGAACGACGACAAAACAGCAAUGGACUAUAAGGUAGUUGGAGGGUCCGUUCUUCAUUUGGUGUUGGCGCUUCGCGGUGGAUCACUUUAA
Caenorhabditis bovis is the source of this 237-nucleotide messenger RNA. The record is from the annotation of a GenBank genome assembly. NCBI's taxonomy places the organism in Eukaryota, Metazoa, Nematoda, Chromadorea, Rhabditida, Rhabditidae.